AUGAAUGCAGGUCAAGGAGAGGAUGAACAGAUUACGAAUUCGAAAAUACAAAUUAAAAUUUCUCCUCCUCCUCCUUUCCACGACGUCAUCAACCGGCGGCACCUCACCCUCACCUUUCAACUCCAUUUUCCGGUAAUCUUAACGGUCCAUGAUAGGCCAUCACUACUGCUAGAACGGCAACGCUUCCUCUUCUCAAACGGAGCUUUGUGGAGGAGUUUCUUACUCCGUCAAGAUUCUUUUUUUACUCCAAAGAACUCGGUAUCAUGUACCUUCAGAAUGAGUCUGAAAAGUGAUGGCAACAAUAAGGACCUCUUUGAAUGUCGUUCCAUGGUCAAUGAAGAAGAAGAAGAAGGGGAGAGGGUGGGGGCGUUUUUGAGAAGAGAAGUACCAGACUGGGAUGACCCCGUGAAAGCAGUAGCUCGUUUUAAGGGGUUCAGUGGACAAAGGUCGGACUGGGAGGGCCGGUAUCUGUUUUGGAGGGAACUUAUCCUCAAAGUGGCUCAACAUCUGGGGACCUUCAUCAUACGGCCUUCUCGCCUCAAUGAUGUCUGGUUCCGUAGGGAAGGAGCUUUGUCUCCAUUGUGCCUCCCCCAAGUCCUCUUAGAAAUGUACGAAGCUGGUGAUAUAUUAAAGGAAGUUGAUCUUACAAGGCCUGCAAGUGGGACCCUUUCCAUGAUUUUUAGAAAAGCAGUAAAUGCCCUGAGUUUCUCUUCACUCUCAUCAUCAGCAACUCCUAAGUUUUUGUCUGACGAUUAUUACGUUCUCACUACGUUGUUGAAGGAUAAAGCUCUUGAGGUUAUCAAAAUUCUUUCUGAGAGUCAUUGGACUUCUUCUUGUGUGAUCACCUUCAGAAAGUUCAAGGAAAUCUGUGGAGGAUCAAAGGAAGCGUCUGCAAUCUUGAGUUACUUGUCAGGUUCUCAAAAGGCUAAAUACUUAAUCAUUUCGAGGAAUGAUGCUAUUGAGGGAUUGAAAGUCUCUCUGUCUCCAGAAGCAGUUUCUGAUAUCACAAGUCUGGACUAUGAUGUUUUGCACUUAACAUGGACAGCAGAGAAUCUUGAACAGCAGCUUCAUGUGAUUGAUCAACGUUGUCAAAAGUCCAGAGGUUCAGCCGUUGCUUGUCUACGGUCCGGAAACAGGAAACUUGCACUGAGGCAUGCGAAGGAACUGAAGGUGGCCUAUGAAAGCAGGGAAAAAUGUACAAUUCUUUUGAACCGUGUGGAGGAAGUCCUUAGAGUUAUUGGUGAUAUUGAGUCUUCGAGAAAGGUGACUGAAGCCAUUAAACUUGGUGCUAAAGCAAUGAGAGAUAAUGGGAUGAGUAUUGAAGAAGUUGAGCUCUCUCUUGAGGAUCUUAAGACGAGCGUUGAAUCACUGAGAGAAGUGGAAGAAGUUUUAGGAGCAGCUCCAGCAGGUGCAGAGAUUGAGGAUGAAGAUAUUGAGGAUGAGCUAAAGAUGUUAGAGAUGGAUAUUGGGGGUGGCUCCACUCAGGAGCCAAAUGCUGAUACUGAUGUUGGUGAGACUGUUGCACUGUCAAAUUCUGCUGGAGCCCCAGAAGCUUCAGAGACAGUUGAUACACUCUCUGAUUCUAUAUCGAAGCUUAGCAUUAAGAGUAGAAGAGCUACUGAAGCCGUGUAAAUAUGUUGUUAAUUUCUGGGCAAUCCCUGCUGUUUUUUGUUUUAGAAUUGCCCAGUUUAGAGUUGGAAUUGCUACAUCUUAAUGUUUGGUCAGGCAGUAAAUUCUAAUCUCUGAAUGAAAACCUUUCUACUGGGGAAUUACCGCAGUUGACAUUCUAUGGUGAUCACUAAGAUAAGCCACUUCGGAAAACAAUCAAUAUAUAUCGUACAAAAUAGGAG
This is a messenger RNA of Oldenlandia corymbosa var. corymbosa, 1850 nucleotides long. The record is from the annotation of a GenBank genome assembly. NCBI's taxonomy places the organism in Eukaryota, Viridiplantae, Streptophyta, Magnoliopsida, Gentianales, Rubiaceae.